GACGUUCCAUUUAAUUUUGUCGGGUAAUAGGGAAAACAACCUUUGAAGUCAAUAACAAACCGUUCGUGUCUAUGCCAUGUAUUGUACUGGCAGUAGUGGCAGUUGAGUUUGGCAUGAGUGAGGCAGUCUUGUGUCGCAUUGACUUUGAGUGGUUGUUAUGUUGAUCUCUAGUGGAUUCGCAGUGAAUUUGUGUUUUUAACAGAAUUGUGACUGAAAAUGCUAAAGAAAUGUAAUGCUUAAAACCUUAUUGUAACAGUGAAGUGCAGUUUAGUUAUUCUAAGUGAACGUUAUUGUGUUAAACUUGACGGGCGUAAUUCUGUGCUAUUAUUUAAAGAAUAGCCGGCUUACCUUGUUGUGGUGAGAAAUGCAGUUGGUGUUUUCUCGAUGCCAGCGAUGUAGCGGCGCAAUCACAAACUGCGAAAACGUGAAAAGUGUCCGAUAUUGAGUUCCAAACUCGUCCCAUCCCUGACAACUCGCGCGUGAAACAGUUGCGUUAAUUCGUUAUUCAAAAAUGUGGCAACGUGAUUGGUUUACGCGAUCGGCGAGUUCUUGAUUAGUGAUGUGCCGUGUCGAUAGUGGUUAUCGUUAGUGAGAUGGCGACUAUGGAUUUGACGAACGAGGUGGUCCGCUUAAGGGCUGAGCUCGAGAAAGUCUCGACUGAAAGGGACAUGCUUCUAUGCGAGGUGUCGAACCUGCGCAGGGAGCUCGAGCUUAGCGAGUUGAAGAACCUGCAGGAUGACAGCUUCUCCCAGAAAGUGGACGAGGAGGAAGGCAGCGGCAGCGUGGCUCUCCAUCCGCCGGACGGGUUCUACUCCCACCAGCACUCCAUCCACAGCGGGCAUCAUGGCCACCACGCGGAACCCGACCGAGGCUACAUGGAGGGCAACAGAUACGUCACUGCUGUGCACAGGCCCAUGCCUGCCCUAAACCAUUCGAACUCGUCAUGCUCGUCCGCGUCGAACGCUUCGACCGGCGCCGGGCUGAUGUGCGCGGGCGCCGCCGAGCCAGCGCCGCCGCUGUACAUUGCCGCGCCCCCCGAGGGCUUCGGCCACGCCGUCCACAACAGGCGUGGCACAGACGUGUCCAUCAUGGGAACUACAGGAAUAACGCAAAAAGAUCCCAGUUUAUCCCAAAAAAGGGGUAAAUUGACCAGAGGUCGUUAUGAAAUGUCACAAGACCUGCUCGACAAGCAAGUUGAAAUAUUAGAGAGAAGAUACGGCGGUCUCCGCGCCCGGCGCGCGGCUGUGACCAUACAAAGAGCCUUUAGGAGACGACAGCUCUUGAAGAAGUUCAGUGCCAUCACUGCGAUGGCGAAGGCUGCUGAUUCCACGGCCAGGAGAAUGCAGGACGGGCCGGAUCAUGGUCAACUAGUCAAUGGAAACGACAUAUACGCAAACGCGCUGAUACAGAAGAGCCCGGGGGGCGCCGAGAAGGUCUUGGCUCUCACCAGGCCUAUGCGUUCCAUGUCGCUGCGAGAACGCCACGACGUCGAUAUGAGUAAUCACCUACAAUGCGAAAGCCAGGACGUUGACGCGAUGGUGGCCAGAGUACAACAGUCCGCGCACCAGAUACACAUGCUGGCGACAGACAUGCCGCAGCAUCACAGAGGCGAUACAGACAGCGGGGUUUGCAGUUGCUCCGUGAGCGGGUCGGUGACGAACAUAUCGACGUCGUCCUCGCACAAUGAAUCUCUACACAACCACCAGUUGUUAAACAAUACAGGUCCCAUUUACGGCAACCUCCUGUCCUCCGGCGGCAAACCUCUCUCCUCGCCGACGGCAAGACAGCAGCAACAACUAGCUGCCAUACAAGCAGCAAACGCGCGUCGGUUUCCGCCUGACGUGCCGAAACGCACAAGCAGUAUCACACUCAACGCUGAAAGCCCAGUUUCCCUCCGACGCGCCGAAUGCGGCGCCAACGUCGUCCGCGGCGGCUCCAUGUCCUCAGUGCAAUCAUCAUCAUCUUCCUCCUCGCAGGAGCAUCGCCACCACUAUCACCAGCCGUACCAGCCUAGAGCUCCUGAGCCCCACGUGCACAUUCAAGAGCAACACUUCCAACAACACCAGCGCACCGCGUCUGGAACAUUGUACGAGCCGGUGAACAGCUACGGUGUAUGGAAACGGCAAGAUGCGCCGCCAUACUACGAGGCGCCGCAACAGUGCUGCCGCCCCGUGCACGACACACAGAUCAAGGUUUCAGAAACGGUCCGCAAGCGUCAAUACCGCGUGGGUCUCAAUCUCUUCAACAAGAAACCCGAGCGAGGCAUCGCUUACCUCAUCGCCCGUGGAUUUUUGGAAAAUUCCCCCCGCGGCGUCGCAAGAUUCCUUAUUACUAGGAAAGGCUUGAGCAAGCAGAUGAUCGGGGAAUAUCUCGGAAAUCUGCAGAACCAGUUCAACAUGGCUGUGCUAGAAUGCUUCGUGAACGAGCUAGAUCUCUCCGGCAUGGCUGUGGACGUGGCCCUGCGCCGCUACCAGGCACAUUUCCGGCUGCCCGGCGAGGCGCAGAAGAUCGAGCGGCUGGUCGAGGCAUUUGCGCGACGCUACUGCGUCUGCAAUACCGACUUUGUGCAGCGACUUCGGACGCAGGAUACGAUCUUCGUGCUAGCCUUCGCAAUCAUUAUGCUGAACACCGACCUGCAUACGCCCAACCUGAAGCCAGAAGCGCGGAUGGCGCUCGACGACUUCGUUCGGAACCUACGAGGCAUCGACGAUUGUGGUGACAUCGACCGGGAUAUGCUAGCCGGGAUCUACGAGAGAGUGAAGUCUAGUGAAUUCAGACCGGGAAGCGAUCAUGUCACGCAGGUGAUGAAGGUGCAGGCCACCAUCGUUGGCAAGAAACCGCAUUUGGCGUUGCCGCACCGCCGGCUCGUGUGCUACUGCCGGCUGUAUGAGAUACCGGACAUACACAAGAAGGAGCGUCCGGGCGUGCACCAGAGAGAGGUGUUCCUGUUCAACGACCUGCUGGUGAUAACGAAGAUCUUCAGCAAGAAGAAGUCCUCGGUCACGUACACUUUCCGCCAGUCCUUCCCUCUGUGCGGCAUGAACGUCAAUCUCUUCUCCGUGCCACACUACCCGUUCGGCAUCCGCCUCUCCCGGCGCGUGGACGGGCGACGCCUGGCCACGUUCAACGCGCGCAACGAGCACGACCGCUGCAAGUUCGCUGAAGACCUUCGCGAGAGCGUCGCUGAGAUGGACGAUAUGGAGAACAUGCGUAUUGAAGGAGAGCUAAACCGCGGAAAGGGAAGGCAGGGGAAUAAUAAUAGACAAGUGAUGGAAAACAGAGACAGCGGUGUAGCUGACGUCGAAAUUGAUCAUCAACAAUGCAUGGACCACGUCCAUGUGCACGGCGUGGUGGUCCCGCCGCCGCCAUCUUGCCCGGCGCCGGCGGCCCCGGCGCGACACUCGCAGAACCCUCCUCCUACGAGCAUCAUCAAGCGCAACGUGCUGUCCAACUCGCUCGUCGACAUCAACGACCCAGUGGCAAUGGCAGCAGAGCGGCUGCAGCGGCGCGGCUCCGUGGGCUCGCUGGACUCGGGCAUGUCGGUGUCGUUCCAACACGGGUCCCGCACCGCCCUGCAUGCCACCUCGCCUCGGCAUCCCCCCGACCAGCGCUCGCCAGGCCGUCUUUUCAGCGGAAUAUUCCCCAGCCGAACUCGAAAACUGAGCGCUUCGGGCGUCCUUGACAAAUCGGGCAAUGUCGGCAAAAGCACCGAGGUGUAAGCCAAUCAGCGAGCACCGAGCUAGCCAAUCACAGCGUAGCGCGCCGCGCGCCGACUCUUCAUUUCGAAUUUGGAACUCUUUCCAUUGAUUGGUUCAUUUUAAAUUUCGAAUGCAUUCCAAUCGUUUACGUUUCAGAACGUAACGUAGUUUGGAUGAUAGUUUUUUUUUUCUUAGUGCCAUCUUUCUUUUUAAUUUGGAUGAUAGAAGUCGCUGGGUCACUUUAAACCAGGGUAAAAAGUUAAGGGACUGGUAGGGGUCUUCGAAGUGCCAAUGUAACGGCCACUCGAAUUUAUUUUUGAAAUAAGAAUACGAUAUUUAAACCUAAUUUGACAAUAUAAAGAAAUGCAACGAUUGUCAGACUAGCAUGACGCAUUAAUAUUUUCUUGCAGUGACAAUUGCAUGAUUUUACAUAUAAAAAUCACGGAUUUGUAAUAUUUACCUACAUUUUGCAAGUGUGAUGGAACUAUCGAAAAGUAUAUUGGGUCCAUGUUUUGCAUGUAUUAUGUUGUUUUAGAUGUUGGUAACAUUUGGUGUAUGUUUUUUAUCAUACUGGUUUGUUACAAAAAAAAGAAUGUUUUUUUUAACUUACCAGGAUGAUAUAAAUGUUGGAAUGUAGACGUUUUUGAAUAUUUGAUAUAAACGAGAGAACUAACACUGAGGUUGAAAGAUACAGAAUUUCAAGUCAAAUUUGACAUAAACGAAUAUACGCAUAUUGAUAUUAUCAUAUUUUUCAAUACAUGUUACCAUUCAAAAAGUAUUAAAGAUUUUAACGUAGCGAUCUUAAUGUGGAAUCUUUUUCUUUAGAAUAAUUGUACAUACGUUUGGAAUAAACAAAGCAAUAGCAAUAUGUAGUUUCACCGUUGAACUUAUUAUUACUAACGUAUAGAACCGGCAUAGAGAAACAGUAUUUUGCGCCAUGAGUUGAUGUUGUUUUGACAACAAACCAAAGAAGCGGAGCGUGAAUCUCGCGACCUAAACGCGUAAGCGCCACGAAAUUUACGGCGCUUACGACGUUUUGGUCGCGUGGUAAAGUCUGCGAUUGCGACAAUUUCAUUGUUUGAUAUGGCUUCUUUAUAGUAAUAAUAACUCAAUAAGUUUCACAUAAAAAUUUGUGCACAAAAAGCAAUAACAUUAGAAACAUCACAGUUUUAACAGAAUUAUAUUUAUAGUUACAAAAUACGAAUUUAUUAACUAUUGUUGAUGAAUUUUAGCGUUUAUAAGUAAUUUGAGAAAAUUUCUAAAAAAUAUAAUAAAAGUCCCGAUUGUCCGUUUAAAAAAAAACUCGAUUCCAACUAGUCUUUAAAGCAUUUCGAUCGAGUGUCCAUAAUAAAGCUAUUUAAAAAUUAUUAUAUACCCAUUUAGGUAAAUAAGAGUUUAAAUAUAAAGAAAUCUUCCAAACGUAGAUAUUUCGAUUGUUUUUGUGACUGUAAACCUAAAGGCUGCUUUUCAAUUUCAUACUUGCAAGACCUGUUGUUACCUGUUCCUUGGAUUUUACCAUUAAAUAUAACUUAUUAUAUUUAAGUAACCAAUUUAAAGUAAUAAUUAACCGGCCGGUCUUUAUUAUAAAGAGUUGGAGAAAAUGUGGUCACUUUUAAAUGUCUUUCUUAGUUUUACCUACCGUUCAAUGCCUGGUUGAAGAGAAAUUUGUGAUUCGUACUAAACGAAAAAAUAUACAAUUUAUUUCAUAAACUUAAGGCCAGAACACACCGACUGGUUAAUAUUGACGUGUGCGUAACAUAUUGGAGCCUUGCUCGCACACGUCACGCAAGCUGUGUGCCGUCGCUCAUAAAUAUCUGUAUAUUACAACGCACACAUGCACGUCUGCGCACACGCAUAGACCGGUGUGCCCUGUGCGUGAUAGCAUCAAGCAAUAAAAAAUUCAAUGUAAGUGUAACUUGAUAGUGAGUGUCGUUCUUUAGGUACAAAUCGGGACCUUAGGACAGUUAGCGCCUUUUCCAUAAUUUUAACGAAAAAUAAACAUUCUCAAAAAUAGGAGUGGGUUAACAUAUUAAGAUUUUAGCUAAAUACUAAAAUGUGUAACGAUUUUUAGUUAAUACUAAAAACGGUGGAAUGUGUUUUAGUAGGCACGACAUAAGCGCCAAUGACCUCAAGGUCCCUUUUUAUGCCGAAGGUCACAUCUAAUCUAAGAGUCAGGAUUUCUAGCCUAGAUAUUCUUCUUAAAUGUGAGUAUUUAUUAAAACUGGACCGGCCAAAAUACCUAAAUGUUAUAAAACUAAAUUAGUCACUGUUGACUUUGUAACGGUUAGUAGAGUUGUUUCUACUGUUUGAUACGCUAGAUAGGAGGGGGAAACAAAUUGAGAUUUUAGCUAAAUACUAAAAUGUGGAACGAUUUUUAGUUAAUACUAAAAAUGGUUUGAGUAGGCUGGACGUACUUCAUUUUUCUCGCACGACAAAUCUUUUAAAAUCAUUAUCGAGAAUAAACAUCAAAUUUAGGUAUUUCAGUAUAUCUUAGUCGUUAGAAACAUGUUCAUUCAGAUAUUUUGGUUAAUGAUGAUUUCCAAUUCGAAUAAAAUUGAUGAACUACUACUUCCACUUAAUAUAUCAUACAUCAUAUGCAAUAUAUCAUUGAUAUUUUGUAAAUGUUUGAGAGAAUUUACAAGAAAAGAGUUCUUGACACGUUAUUGUGUAAAUUUCCUUUUGCAAUAUUAUUGAAAAAAAAAAACUUGGACCGACGAUUGCAAGAAACCAACGAUAGUGCAUGACUGGUCGUCGUGGAGAUCCCUGGGGGAAUCUUAGUCAUCCUUCUAAUGAUGUGAUGAAAAUACAACCAAGAAUACAAAGGUAACUUACCUACAUAAACACAUGUGUUAAGAACUCUUUUUAUACAGGGUGAUUUUGUUGUCUGACCAUAGGUGGUACUCUGAGGGGUGAAUAUGUAGGUCAUACUGAACAACUUUUACGGCAGAUUUUUUUUGGCGUUUUCGGGGUUGGCUCCAUAAAGUUGUUCAGUAUGCCCUACAUAUUGAACUGAACGAGUCACGCCUGACCAUACUCAGAGACUCAUUCCGCGAUUUCGUCGCGCCGCUACAAGUACAUGCGGCCGCCCCCAGUUCUGAGGUCUAGCCAUAGUAGUUGCCGCACACCGCUACGGAACGGACGCCUGUUCGCGCAUGCGCCACCUAGCGGUCGUAUCUGUCGUAAUAGGCGCAUUUUGUUAGAGAGUGAAUCUUCUGUACCUAGUACUAUUAUUUAUAGGUAUGGUCAGAUAUAACCAAAUUACCGUGUAUUGUGUCUCAUUUAAUUUCACCCAUUGGUAUGAAGUUUUGUAUAAUAUCUCACGAGCAAUAUAUAAAUUAGAUAUAAAAAAAAAACAAAUGUAAUGCAUGACAACUGAAAGGAAUUGAUGAAGUUUCUUCAUUGGUGUAAUUUUUCCUUUUGCUAAUACGUUUACAGAUUUUUUUACUUAUCUUUGUGAUUAGAUUAGGUUUUAAUUGUUUUUGUUAUUUUUUUGUUUUGUGAUGAUUUAUUUUGCUAGUGUUGUUUUUAUUUUCUUAAUAUUAUAUUGAUUCUUUGAGAUGUUUUUAUUUGCUACAUCACAUCCUUAAGAGUAAAUGUAUUAGUAAAAGGAGCAUGUUAUACUUAAACUUAACAAUUAAAUAUUAAAAUUGACAUUUAAAUUGUAAUUGUAGUUUCUCAGUGAAACAAGAAUUUUGAGCGUUUGUGGACGUAUUUCAAGCGAAAUGCGUUUUUCCAUAGGUUUGUAGUCGGAUUUAGAUUUAAUUGAUAAUGUAUUCUAGGUGCCGACACAAACUAUGAUUAGAAAUAGUGUUAAUUCAGCUAACAAAAUUACUUUACUUAUUAUAAUUUAAAAGGUGCUUUAUUUGAUUGAUUUUCAUUAAAUUUACUGGCAUAUCUUUUGUUUAUACAUAUAGCGGACAAAAUAGUUCAGCGUAAUUACACCUAAAUAUGUAUAUGAGUCACGGCUCGUCUUUUCUUAUCGUUUGCACUUAGAAUAUAUCGUCAAUAAUUAGUAGAAGAGUUGGGUAACUCCUGUAAAUUUCGCUUGGCGCCAAAGAUGUAAUAUUCUUGUGUUCACCCUGUACUUGAAAAAUAAUAGAAUUACUUCCCCAGUCUGUGGUUUACCAUUAUUUUGUACACAGAUAGUCUCAUUAUAUAAUUUUAGUUUUUAGCUUUAGUUUUUUUCUGUAACAUAGAACUCACUAACUUAUUCCUUAAUCUGUAUGUAUAUUGAAGAGUACACCUAAUAUAUAUCCUUUAGUUAUAAUGUGUUAUAUAUAGCUAGUAUUAGGGUGCGUACUGCGCCACUUAUUAUAUUGUAUGAUAUGUUGUUGAGAGUUGAUACAACUAAGUCACUUACAAUAGUUUUAUUUAAAAAAUGAAAAUGUAUUUAUUUAUUAAAUAUGAAUUAACAUUCAUGA
Cydia strobilella is the source of this 8119-nucleotide messenger RNA. It is a transcript of the gene siz, whose product is annotated as IQ motif and SEC7 domain-containing protein 1. NCBI's taxonomy places the organism in Eukaryota, Metazoa, Arthropoda, Insecta, Lepidoptera, Tortricidae. Gene Ontology annotation, molecular function: guanyl-nucleotide exchange factor activity. The record is from RefSeq and is a predicted model, not a curated record. Gene Ontology annotation, biological process: regulation of ARF protein signal transduction; actin cytoskeleton organization. The coding region runs from base 594 to 3719 and encodes 1041 amino acids. The transcript has 23 exons.